Molecule: messenger RNA, 2102 nt
Organism: Asparagus officinalis (garden asparagus)
Lineage: Eukaryota; Viridiplantae; Streptophyta; Magnoliopsida; Asparagales; Asparagaceae
Product: asparagine--tRNA ligase, cytoplasmic 2-like
Exons: 8
Coding region: 118-1914 (598 amino acids)
Biological process (GO): asparaginyl-tRNA aminoacylation
Cellular component (GO): mitochondrion
Molecular function (GO): asparagine-tRNA ligase activity; ATP binding
Source: RefSeq, a predicted model, not a curated record
CCCUUCCUUACUUCGCCUCCUAUCAAAAGCAUACUCCAUCAGACACCUUAAAAUAUCACCCCUCGCCAUCAUCUCCUCUAUAUCUCAUCCCUUCAUCCCGAAACUAAAAUUUCAAAAAUGGCACCAAAACUGACAACAGUUGAACACUUAAAGUACUCAAAAAGAGUGGUGCUGAAAUCAAUAGUGGGCAGAGAUGAUGGAGGAGUUGGGUUGGCAGGGGAGAGGGUUGUGGUUGGUGGGUGGGUGAAGUCAUGCACGGAUAAGGCGGAGCCCGUGGUGGCCGUGGCUGAUGUUACUUAUCCCGAAGUGCUCAUGUCAAGGAUUCCGAUCCUCGGUUCCAUUGCCAGGAUUCUUGGUGGGAGGAAGUCAGUUCCGGUUGUGAAAGCGGAGGGAGGACAGUCUAGGACUGUGUCUUUUGUUGCUUGGUUGAGGAUUAACGAUGGGUCUUGUGUUGCUAGUCUUCAGGUUGUAGCCGAGUCUUCUUUAUAUCCUCUUGAACAAAUUACACAUGUUGGUACUUCUGUAUUAGUAGAAGGUGUUAUUGUGAAGAUACCUGCACCGAAAAAGCAUUCAAUAGAGCUUAAAGCAGAGAAAAUCCUACAUGUUGGGAGUAUGAAUAUCGAGACAUAUCCCUUAAGAAAAUCACGUUUAUCUUUGGAUACUGUGAGAUCUUACCCACACCUCCGUCCUCGAGCUUCUAUGGGAGCAUCUGUUGCCCGCAUUCGCAAUAGCUUAUUCAAUGCAACACAUUUGUUCUUCCAAAGCAACGGUUUCCUUCAUGUGCAUAUGCCCAUUAUCACCACUAUGAGCUCAAGAGCCGAUGCCAAAAUGUUUCAAGUAUCAACUCUUCUCAACAAAUUAGUUGACAUAGAAAAGACAGACGAAAAGAAUGAUAAAGAAGACAUCAAUAUUGAAGUAGUCAAGGAUGCUAUCAAGGAAAAGAGUGCUAGGAUCGAAGAGCUCAAAAGGACUGACAGCAACAAAGAAGCUCUUAUUGGCGCUUUACAAGAUCUUCAGAAGGCUCAUGAACUAGCUUUACAAUUGGAGGAGAAGCAACAAAGCAAGGCAUUAUCAGUUAUGGAUAAAAUUUUAGAUUUUUCGAAGGAUUUCUUUUUACGCCGUGCGUAUUUAUCAACUUCACCUGAGCUUCACCUUGAAAGCUAUGCUUGUGCUCUUAGUAGUGUUUAUACAUUUGGCCCAACGUUUGAAGCUGAUAAGGACGUUAAAGCUGCAAAGAAUUUGGCAGAAAGAUGGACAAUUGAUGUCGCAUUGGCCUUUGCAGAACUAGAGGAUGCAAUGAAUUGUGCAGAGGAUUGUUUGAAGUUUCUCUGUCACAAAUUUCUAGAGAGCUGUCCUGAUGAUUUAAUUCUUAUGUCAAAACGCGUAGACAAUAAUUGUACUGAUCGCCUUAAAUCUGUUUGCUCAAGACCUUUUCCAAGAAUUACUUACACAGAAGCAUUGGAUUUUCUAAAAAAGGCUGACGAUGGCAAAUUUGACGCACAAGCUGAAUGGGGAAUUAGUCUAUCAAGAGAACAUGAAAGUUAUUUGGCUGAUGUGUUUUUCAAACAACCAGUGAUCAUAUACGAAUAUCCAAAAGAAAUUAAGCCAUUUUAUGUUCGUGAAGCAGAUAAUGAGAAAACAGUCUCCGCGUUUGAUAUUAUUGCACCAAAGGUUGGAGUAUUAGUUCAGGGAAGCCAAAAGGAGGAGCGUCUGAAAAAGAUUACUACAAGACUUGAAGAAACUGGAUUGUCUAUGGAACAAUAUGAGUGGUACUUAGAUAUCCGAAGGCACGGUACUGUCAAGCACUCUGGUUUCAGCCUUGCGUUUGAGAACCUGGUUAUGUUUGUAACUGGAAUCGACAACGUCAAAGAUGUCAUUCCAUUUCCAAGAACUAGAGGUAGUGCUGGUGUUUAGGAAUUGUGAGGAAAAUGUGGUGGAACUAUGUAUAUUGGAACUGUAUAAAAUUAUGUAAUUAUAUAUUUUUUAAAGUAUUAUGACACAUGUUUUCAUUGUAUUCUUCUACGAUGAUAACAGUCUUCUAUUGUGGAUGGAAUUUAAAAAAACAUUUGUGGAGAACAGGUGAUUGAAGAAAGAAAAAGGAU